Messenger RNA from Chionomys nivalis (European snow vole), 732 nucleotides. It is a transcript of the gene Ms4a15, whose product is annotated as membrane spanning 4-domains A15. Gene Ontology annotation, cellular component: plasma membrane. The transcript is spliced from 7 exons. Lineage: Eukaryota; Metazoa; Chordata; Mammalia; Rodentia; Cricetidae. The record is from RefSeq and is a predicted model, not a curated record. The coding region runs from base 1 to 732 and encodes 243 amino acids. Gene Ontology annotation, biological process: cell surface receptor signaling pathway.
AUGUGGGAGCGCAGAGGCAGAGGGGAGCCUGCAGCCCGCACAGCAGCAAGCCGCAACGCCAGUGGCCUCCGCCCGCCUCCAGCCAUUCUGCCCACCUCCAUGUGCCAGCCUCCAGGGAUCAUGCAGUUCGAAGAGUCACCGCUGGGGGCGCAGGCGCCCAGGGCCACCCAGCCACCUGACCUAAGACCAAUAGAGACCUUCUUGACGGGAGAGCCCAAAGCUUUAGGGACAGUGCAGAUCCUGAUUGGCCUCAUCCACCUUGGCUUCGGCAGCGUCCUGCUCAUGGUCCGCAGAGGUCACCUGGGGAUGCUUUUCAUCGAAGGUGGCGUCCCCUUCUGGGGAGGAGCUUGCUUCAUCAUCUCUGGGUCCCUCUCAGUAGCAGCUGAGAAAAACCACACCAGUUGCCUGGUGAGGAGCAGUCUAGGAACCAACAUCCUCAGCGCCAUGGCGGCCUUCGCUGGGACAGCCAUUCUUCUCAUGGACUUCGGGGUCACUAACUGGGAUGUGGGCAGGGGCUACCUUGCUGUGUUGACCAUCUUCACCAUCCUGGAGUUCUUCAUCGCUGUCAUCGCCACCCACUUUGGGUGCCAAGCCACCCGUGCCCAAACUAACGCAUCUGUGAUUUUCCUACCCAACGCCUUCGGCACGGACUUCACCAUCCCCAGCCCAGCAGUCUCCCCACCCCCUGCCUAUGACAAUGUGGCAUAUAUGCCCAAGGAGUCAUCGGAGUAG